Rangifer tarandus platyrhynchus (Svalbard reindeer) is the source of this 207-nucleotide messenger RNA. NCBI's taxonomy places the organism in Eukaryota, Metazoa, Chordata, Mammalia, Artiodactyla, Cervidae. The record is from the annotation of a GenBank genome assembly.
AUGUUUCGGGUAACCAGGGCAGAGAACACAAGCCUCCGAGGCUCUGUGGUCAGCCCUUUACGAGAGCUGCAUCCACGUUCUGUGAAAAUUGUGAGAUGCUUCAGGCUAGAGGAGAAGAAAAUGAGGUUAGCAAAGCCAGAAACUCGUCGGGACCACUUGGCUUGUCAGAAGCCUACAGGGCCUCUCAUCUGUCUGCGUGUCUUCUAG